AUGAGUUCGAUUGCUAGAGAGAUCCAACCUAUGAUUGAAAGCAAUCCAGACAUGCCAAUUCAAGCAAUCCAAAGUCAACUGCUUCAGAAGCAUCAACUUGAAAUAUCACUACAUAAGGUCUUCAGAGCCAAGAGGAUAGCAACUAUGAAGAUCUACGGUGAUUACCAAGAACAGUAUGGUCUGCUAAGGUCAUACUGUGAUGAACUUCUAAAAGCCAACCCAGGUAGUACAAUUAAAAUUGCUGUGGAGCCAUGUGGGAACUCAGCUAGUCCUAUAAGGCAGUUUCGAAGGGUUUAUUUUUGUUUUGCCUCUAUGAUGAAAGGAUUUAAGAUGAUUGGAAGACCAUUGCUGGGUGUGGAUGCUUGUUCCAUGAAAGGUCCAUUUCCUGGACAGAUCUUGAGUGCUGUUGGUAUUGAUGGGAACAAUAGCAUAUGUCCAGUUUGUUAUUCCCUUGUUGAGGCAGAAACAACACAAACCUGGAAGUGGUUUUUGCAACUAUUGAGAGAUGACCUAGGGUGUACGGCUAACUCUUGUUUCACCUUCAUCAGUGACAGACAAAAGCGUCUGAUUCCUGCUAUGCUAGCUGUUUUUCCUAAUGUUGAGCACAGAUUUUGUUUGAGGCACAUUCAUGAGAACAUGAAAUCCAAGUGGCGUGAAGAUCUUUACAAGAAUUUGCUUUGGUCAGCUGGAAGGAAGACAUCUAUUCCAUACUUUAACAAAGCUAUUGGAAGAAAUUAA
This is a messenger RNA of Helianthus annuus (common sunflower), 738 nucleotides long. RefSeq lists its product as uncharacterized. The transcript has 2 exons. The record is from RefSeq and is a predicted model, not a curated record. Bases 1 to 738 code for a protein of 245 amino acids. Lineage: Eukaryota; Viridiplantae; Streptophyta; Magnoliopsida; Asterales; Asteraceae.